Molecule: messenger RNA, 5682 nt
Organism: Closterium sp. NIES-65
Lineage: Eukaryota; Viridiplantae; Streptophyta; Zygnematophyceae; Desmidiales; Closteriaceae
Source: the annotation of a GenBank genome assembly
AUGCCUCGCCACCAUCGCCGCGAGCAGCUUCCGCUAUUCAUCAAGCGCGCAUUAUGCGCGCAUCACGUCGAUUAUCCCCUCCUGCGCCACGUCGAUCUUGCACGCUGGGUUUACGCCCAGUAUGGCCUGCGACCUGACCGCUCCACGGUCGGCCGCAUCCUGAAGAAUGCGGGCCGCUGGGCUCUGGAGGAACCCAACGCCCCCAAUCAGGUGCGGCGCCGGGGCGGCGCAUGGCCUGAGCUUGAGCAGGCCAUGGCUCGCUGGAUCGCAAACGCGGGCCCCGCGGGCGUGCCACUCACUCUGCAGACGAUACGCGACCACGUGGCGACGAUGGCGCGACGCAUGGGCAUUCCGCCCGCGUUCCGUUGCUCCAUUGGCUGGGUCCGCCGUGCGUUGAGGCGCCAAGGAGUGCGGUGCCGUGCAGCCAUCGGCGAGGCGGCGAGCGCCGACAUGGCGGCUGUGCGUGAGGCGCGUGAGAAAGUGCCGCAGCUUCUGACUCACCUCGGUUACCAACCGCGCGACACUUUCAACUUUGACGAGACUGCGUUGUGGCUCUCUGUGCUGCCGCGUAAGACGUACAGCAACGCGCGCAUUCCCGGGCGCAAGGUCUCGAAGGACCGCCUGACGGUGGCUUUUCUCGUCAACGCUGACGGGAGCCACGUCUUCCGGCCGUUGGUCAUCAGCAAGGCGCGCCGUCCGCACGACUUCAGGCCGGACUACGACCCGGAAGCUCUGUGCUACUGGCGGCACAACGCGAAAGGCUGGAUGACCAGCUCGUUGUUCACGCAUUUCAUAUCGCAGCUCAAUGCCGCGAUGUAUGCCGAGAGGAGGCACAUCGCGGUGCUGCUCGACAAUGCAAGCUCCCACAUGCUGCGGGACGAGUGCGCUUGGAGCGAAAUCGUCUGCGGCAUGCGGACCACUUGCCUCAGCAAUGUGCGCCUCGUCUUCCUGCCGCCUAACACAACCUCCUACACGCAGCCCCUCGACCAGGGCAUGAUCGCGACAGCGAAGGCCCGCUAUCGACAGCACUGGCUGCAGGCCUUCACUGCACUGUGGAAUGACGACGGCGCAACCAGUGCCGUCGCCCGCUGGCGCCCCAAUCUUCGCGACGUGCUCGGUUGGCUCUCCGACGCCUGGAUGAGCGUCGGAGCGCGCACCAUCCAGAGGUGCUUCUGGCGCACGGGCUGCUUGCCUCUAUCGUGGUCGCUGGAACUCACGCAUGUGCAUGAUGACGAUCCCACCCCCCAUGCUUACCCGGACAUUGAGCUCGACGACGACAUCGACAAUGUCGGGGAGCUCAUAUGCGGGCUUGGGCUCGGCGCCGGCGCAAUGACCGCCGCCGAGUACGUCGCCAUCGACGAGGGCGAGCCGACGUGCGCGGAGGCGGCGGCGGGAACGUCUCCGGAAGAUGUGGACGUGGGCCUGGUGGCGGAGCUAUGGAGGGCGCCGACCACGAUGCAGGCCGUGUAUGACGACAACGACCCCAUCGGCCGUGAGGCGCGGCGCACGGCACGGGCGGCCAGCGAGAUGCUCAUCGGCUACGCGCGCGCUGUGAACGUGACCCCGCGCGACCUGUGCCACCUGUUCGACAUCCGGAAUCCGGUCAUCAUUGAGCGCAUGGAGCGUGCAAGCCCCGCGCUGGCUCUCAGCAUGGCCCCGCCGCCCAGGCUUUCGACGAGCCCAACCCCGCCGGAGGAGGCCCAGCAUCCGCGGGGCCGUGUGCUGCCUGGCUGGAUGACCCAGCCGUCCCGCCGUCAGCAGCUUCUUGACGCCGGGGUUGGCGCCGCGAUGGGCGGGUACGUGGAGGCGGCCGAGUGGAUGCAGGUAGCGCAUCCACCGGCGAUGACUAGUACCGUAGCUGCCAGCAACGACAGAAGAACGGCCACUACCAGCGCCUUGGCGUCGCCGAGGUCGCGCGGCGUGCUUUGCGAUAAGCGGGAGGCUGUCGCAGCGAGCAGCAGCACGUGCGAGGGCGUCGCGCCUUGCGACACCAGCACGCCCUGCGACAUCGCCAGCACGUGUCUUCACACCGUCCGCCGUAGUAACUGCGCCCUGCACGCUUGCGCGGGUCUCGCGAACGACGCUACCACUAGUAAUAACAGCGAGUCGCACCCAGGUGGUGAGGAUAGUAGUAGCAUUGGUGCUGCGGCCGCGGUGGGCGCGCCAUGUUCAGUCGCGGCUGACGAGUCUCCCGAAGUCGCUGCCGUCCCGACGCCGCAUGUUUUAAUUGCGGCGCUAAAGAGCCCCAACGGCCCAACGCAUCGCAUAGAAGAUUCCACGGCCCGGGCAACCCACGACAAUCCGACACGGGACGCUGCGAAUUGCACAAGUGGUAGUGCAGCGAGUGCAGCGGCUGAGUGUAGCGCUGUUUCUAAGAGACCUAGCAGUCCUCGAAAAGCUAUUCUGGAUGUGUUGCGCUGGGGCCCACUGCACGGCGAACGGGGAGCUCUAAAACGGGGAUGGUCUCGCAUCGUUAGCUUCGUGCGGAGAGAAAACCGGCAGGCGCGGGAGCAGAAGGAGUUCGAGUCGAGGAAGAGACAGGAGAAAAGCGCAGCCGCCGUGAGGGGCGGCGGAGAGGCUACUAUCACCAGCAUUAGAGCCGGCGGGGAGGCUCUUGCGAGCGAGAGUAGCGCCAAUUCGCGGUUGACAUUCGGCGAUUGGGCUUCUGGCGGAGGCGCGACCAGCACCAGCCCUGGCGAUCCGAAGGCGCGGCUGGUGCAGGCUUCGCGGAAGCCGGCGGAGAGCAGCGCAGGUUGCAACGGGACGUUGCGGAAGGGCGGGGGGGGCGCGGUAUGCGCGGCAUUUGUCCCCACGAUGAUGUGCGUGAAUGAAGGGGCGAGGAAUGGGGAGCGUGGGACGCGGGAUUGGGAGCCAAGUGGGGAGGGGGACGGAGCGGUUGAGUCGGGUACAGGGGGCGGUAAUGAUGACACGGAGACUUCUCUCAGCUUCCAUGUGCGCCGGGACUGGGGCGGGGAUGAGCAGGCGGAAGGGGCCGACGAAGGACAGGUGGAGGUGGUAAGCCGCGGGGCGGAAGCGGAGGAGUUGGGCGGGCCGGGGUGGACGCACCUGGCAAGAGCUGCUCUGGAGCCGUGGGAGGUGUGCGAAGGCGUGGGCGCCGUGCGGGCUGUAGACGAGUGCGGCUAUAGCGGGGAUGGAGUGGGAGGAGAGGGAGGUUGCAGCGAUGGUGGGGAGGCCGUGCUGGUGUACGUUCCUCACGUCAACCCGUCACCACAGCCGCCGACAGCACUGCUGGCAGCGGCACUGCAACGCACUGCUGCUCAUUGGAAGGGGGCAGAGAUGCGAGAAGCAGCAGAUGAGGAGGGGUGCAGAGGACAAAAAUGUGUGAGUGCCAGUGAUAAGGAUGACAUCAACGCUGGUGUGGGCGAACAAGGGGAUGCGGAUGAGAAGCAGUCACAACGGAUGCCAUCAAUGCCGUCGCUGACGAUACCAACAAUGCCAAGUCGUCUGAAUGUUCAACGCCAUUCUUACCUCGCCUUGCUCAUGCCUCUUGAAAAACGCAUUCCUUUUAGUGUCCCUCGUCAUCAGUUGCUCGACAUCAAUCUUCGCACAUUCGUGAAGAAGAAGGAGGUGGAGAUCGAGGAGCUUUGCAAGCAGCACUACGAGGAGUUCAUCCAUGCCGUCGACGAGCUCAGAUACGUGCUGGUGGACGCGGACGAGCUGAAGCAUGGGCUGGCGAUGCAGAACACGGAGAUGCAGGAGGUGGGCAGCGGGCUGCUGCACAAGCUGGACGAGCUCAUUCAGCACAACGCCAUCAAGACCAACCUCGCCUCCGCGCUGCAGCUGCUCAAAAAGUGCAAGACCGUUGUCGACCUCUGCGCCAAGGUGAACGAGGCAAUAGCAGCGGACAGCUACUACCAGGCGCUGAAGACCCUAGACGCUAUUGAGCGCGACCACCUGCGCACCAUCCCCUCCUCUGCUCUGCGCGCAUGGGUAGAGAGGGGUAUUCCGCGGUGCAGAGCGCAUAUCGAGCGCAAGGUGAACCAGGAGUUCAACGAGUGGAUGGUGCAGAUCCGGGAAACGAGUCAGGAGAUCGGUCGACAGGCGAUAGGGCAGGCGUUCAGCGCGAGGCAGAGGGAAGUGGAGCUUGGGGACAGGCAGAGGCAGGCUGAGGAACAGACGCGGUCAGGGGCGAGGGCAGUGGCGUACAUGUUAGAAGUGGAGGACGCGGAGGAGGAUGCGUCGAUGCUCAAGUUCAACCUGACGCCCAUCUACCGCGCGCACUACAUCAACACGUGUCUGGGCAUCCAGGACCAGUUCCGCGACUACUACUAUGACAACCGCAAGCUGCAGCUCAAUACUGAUCUGCAGUUCACGCCAGGGCAGUCGUUCAACGACUACUGCUCGCAGGUGGCGGGGUUCUUCAUAGUGGAGGACCGCAUCAUGCGCACUGCUGGUGGGGUCAUCAAGCCCGCUCAGGUGGACGUGCUGUGGGAGACGGCCAUAGCGCGCAUGCGCAGUGUGAUGGAGGAGCAGUUCGCGUCCAUGUCCUCUGCCGACCACAUGCUCAUGGUCAAGGAAGACGUAUCCCUCUUCGCCGCCGCGCUCCGGCGCUACGGCUUCCAGGUGUCUCCACUACUGGACGUGCUGGCGUCCAUGAGAGACAAGUACCACGAGCUGCUGCUGGAGGAGGCGCGGCGGCAGGUGAACGACUCGAUUGCCAACGACAAGCUGGAGCAGAUGGUGAUGCGCAAGGAGUAUGAGUACAGCAUGAACGUCCUCGCCUUCCAUAUCCAGAGCACGGACAUCAUGCCCGCGUUCCCCUGGAUCGCGCCCUUCUCAGCGUCGGUCCCCGAGAUCUGCCGCAUAGUGCGCAUCUUCAUCGACAGCUCCGUCUCCUUCCUCAAGCACACGGGCCACAUGGACCAGUACGACCUCGUGCGGCGCUACCUCGAUCGCCUGCUCACCACGGUGGUGAAUGAAGCGCUGCUGCGGCUCAUUGGGAACCCCACACUGCAAGUCUCUCAUGCUAUGCAGGUAGCGGCGAACAUGACAGUGAUGGAGCGGGCAUGUGCAUUCUUCGCAGAGCACGCAGCCAAGUCGUGCGGCAUCCCAUCCCGCCUCGUGGACGGUGCACACGGCACACUGGCCGCCAGGAACACCCUCAGGCAGUCGCAGGCGGGGGCAUAUGAUGCCAUGCUGCGCAUCAUGAAUGAGAAGAUCGAUGACAUGAUGGCGCCUGCAGAGCAGAUCCCGUGGAAUCCCAUGGAACCGCCUGGGCUAGUGAACGAGUAUCUUACGGACCUCUGCAUCUACCUGGAGACCAUGAUGGAGACGGCCAGACAGCUGCUUCCUCUCGAUGCCUUCCAGCGGGUGAGUGGAGGAAUGAUGCGCCACAUCAGCAACGUGCUCGUCAGCCUGCUGUGUGGCUCUGCCGUGCCGCGGUUCAACCUGUACGCCAUCCAGGGAGUGGACAAUGACCUGCGUGUCAUUGAGGGGUUUGCCGACCAGGAGGAUGAGAAGAGCGGCGUCAUGAAGGACAAUGGCGAGGCUGUGCCUCUUAAGUCGCACCUUGCGGAGUCACGGCAGCUCAUCAACCUCAUUCUCAGCAACAACCCCGAGCAUUAUGCGACCAAGUCGCACCGGGAGAAGAAUUAUGGGGCUCUGGCGCCGACUAAAGUGCUCAUCGUCUGCGAUAAGUAUCGGGGACACCAUCUGAAGUAG